GUCUGGUAAGCUGGAUCCAGAUGAGGACGUUCAGGUGCAGGUAACUUUCGAGGCUGCUGGUGACGAAGACUACGACUCGAAGAUUGCGAUUUGGGUGGAUGGCGUGCAGGGGGAGCCAAUGUCCUCCUUUGAAACUGGCCAAGAGCUGGCAG
Messenger RNA from Symbiodinium pilosum, 152 nucleotides. The record is from the annotation of a GenBank genome assembly. NCBI's taxonomy places the organism in Eukaryota, Dinophyceae, Suessiales, Symbiodiniaceae.